Myripristis murdjan (pinecone soldierfish) is the source of this 3995-nucleotide messenger RNA. RefSeq names its product semaphorin-3D. The transcript has 19 exons. NCBI's taxonomy places the organism in Eukaryota, Metazoa, Chordata, Actinopteri, Holocentriformes, Holocentridae. Bases 577 to 3069 code for a protein of 830 amino acids. The record is from RefSeq and is a predicted model, not a curated record. Gene Ontology annotation, molecular function: chemorepellent activity; semaphorin receptor binding. Gene Ontology annotation, cellular component: plasma membrane. Gene Ontology annotation, biological process: negative chemotaxis; neural crest cell migration; axon guidance.
UUGGAGGAUGCAAAUCAUUGGGGUCUCCUGCGCUCGGCCUGCGACUCCAGACACCUGCCGCAGGGCGGGGCUGUGGCGUUUCACAGCAGCAUCUCCAAGAUGUGUCUGCUGACUUCAGGGCCUGUCGGAAAUAUUCAGUUUGCACGCGAAAGCCCAUGAACCAACAGGAAACAUUUAGUAGCCACCUAGAGCAUCAGCCACCACCGAGGUUGGAUUUUCCUUGGUCAUGUUUGAUUUCCGCGGAGCACUUGAAGGCAUCAUGAGCCGCACAGCGGGACUGUGGUGAAGGAGUGGCCCCGCCGCCUGCCCACAUGUGCUCAGUUUGUUUAUAACGUGUGGAGCUCAGCGAUGGGCAGCCUUCAGGUGUCCCGGCUCUGAAGCCCCCUGCACACAGACCACAGACGGACAGCGUCCCGCUUCACAUCCACCAUCACCAUCAGCCCCGAGCCCAGGUGGAAUAUCUGACACCGCCAGCUGGGGAGAAAGUUUGACUUGCCUGCUUCAGCCCAGAGUGUGAUGUGACCAGCCAGACCGUCCUUCCAUCUAUCGCUCCAGAACAGUUAGGAUCAAGCUGAGAUGACAGCAAUUUUUGCUGCAGCCCUGCAGGCAGGAGGCGGAGUCAGGUCCAGACGAGUGGAGUCUGUUCAGAUGCUGAUGGUCUGUCUCCUCCCCCUGCUGUGGCUGCAGCCUGCAGACUCUUUCUCCAGUGCUGCUUCUGAUGUUAAAGCCUGGAGCCAAACAGGACCACGGCUUCAGCUCUCACACUCGGACGUGAGGAAUAGUUCGGCUGUUUUCUGGGAGGGCGGGAUCAGCGGGGGCUAUCAGGUCCUGCUGUUGGAUGAGGAUCAAGGCUGGCUCUUAGUCGGAGGGAAAGACUACAUCUACCUGCUGAGGCCGGACAACUUGGACCAGCUCACACGAGUGAUCUACUGGCCUGCCACUAAAGAACAUGUGGAACUCUGUAGACUGGCAGGGAAAAGUGUAGAGACGGACUGUGCCAACUUUGUGCGCCUGCUGCAGCCCUUCAAUAAGACUCAUGUUUACGCUUGUGGCACCGGUGCUUUCCAUCCUCAGUGUGCCUACAUCCAGUUAGGCCACAAUCCAGAGGAGCUGGAGUUCAUGUUCCACACGGUGGAGUCAGGCAGAGGGAAGUGCCCCUUCAGCCCCAGAGAGCCCUUUACUGCCAGACUCACUGAUGGAGAGCUGUAUGCCGGUACCUCAGUGGACUUCAUGGGGGCCAACGCUGCGAUCUUCCGUACGUCCAUCCAGGGCAGCGGUCAGCACUACAUCCGCACUGAGGCUUAUGACCACAACUGGCUCAAUGAGCCGGAGUUUGUGGGCUCCUUCUCCAUCCCGGACACUCACAGUCCAGACGAUGACAAGGUCUACUUCUUCUUCAAGGAGAGGGCAGUGGAAGCUGGACAGUGGGACAAGAGGGUCUACAGCCGUGUAGCUAGAGUCUGCAAGAAUGACGUUGGAGGAAAGAGGAGUCUGAUCAACCGCUGGACGACCUUCCUCAAGGCCAGACUGGUCUGUUCUGUUCCUGGACCAUCUGGAGUUGACACCCAGUUUGAUGAGCUAGAGGAUAUCUUUGUCCUGGAAACCAAAGACCCGCAGAACCCCACCAUCUAUGGCGUCUUCACCACUUCCAGUUCCAUAUUUCGCGGCUCAGCAGUCUGUAUGUACUCCAUGGCAUCUAUCCGUGCUGCGUUCAACGGGCCCUUUGCCCAUAAAGAGGGUCCUGACUAUCGUUGGGUAGAGUACAAAGGCCGCAUCCCCUACCCAAGGCCUGGCACUUGUCCCAGCGAGACCUAUGACCCUCUCCAUAAGUCCACCAAGGACUUCCCCGAUGAGGUGGUGAGCUUCAUGCGGCAGCACCAGCUGAUGUGGGAGCCUGUCCUGCCUCUGGGCCACAGACCCAUCCUAACCCGGGUCAACGUGCCCUACAUGCUGCAAAAGGUGGUUGUGGACAGGGUGGACGCUGAGGACGGUCCCUACGAUGUCUUACACCUCGGCACAGAUGAUGGGAAGGUGGUGAAGGCAGUGUCGGUCAUCAAAGACAACUGGGACACAGAGGAGAUCAUCCUAGAGGAGCUGACUGUCUUCCAGAGUCCCACCCCGAUCCUGAGUAUGGAGCUGUCAACCAAGAGGCAACAGCUUUAUGUGUCCAGCGAUCUUGGCUUAGUCCAGCUUGGGCUCCAGCGAUGUGAGUUAUACGGGGCCGACUGUGCCGAGUGCUGCUUGGCUAGGGACCCCUACUGCUCCUGGGAUGGACAGACCUGCUCCAGAUACUUCCCCAGCAGCAAGAGGAGGGCACGCAGACAGGAUAUCAAGUAUGGAGACCCCUGGAGUCAGUGUCCAAUCACCGAGGACGAUUCAGACUCUGUGGAGGCCAAGUUGGUGUACGGUGUGGAGGGAAAUUCCACUUUCCUGGAGUGUGCUCCUCGGUCACUGCAGGCCCAGAUCAGAUGGACAGUGCAGCACACAGAGACCCACCAACAAACUCUCAGUCAGAUUCAUGAAAGCAGAGAGCUUCCUCAGGGUGACGAUGAUCGCUCCCUCCUCAUGAAGCGAGGGCUGCUGGUCCAGCGCCUGGAUCAGGGCGAUGCGGGCUUGUACACCUGCACCAGCCAGGAGCACUCCUACACCCAAGUCCUGGCCCGAUACCACCUGCACGUCAUCCCCAACCACAACCUGCAGCUAGCUCACCAGCAGCAGCACAGCCACAGUCCAAACCGCCCAGACCCAGGCCCCAUGCUGAGCCCCAUGAUCCCCGGGAAGGUUGCACCAGGUAGGGUAGGGCUUGCUGGUCUGCUUGGCCAGGCAAGUCCCCCUCAUCCACCAACGGGACACAGGAACUCCUGGCUGCCCCAACACUCUCAGCUCCCUGUGAAGAGCUACAAGGACCUGCAAAUGGUUGGGACCAAUAGCCUGAGCGUGGACGAGUACUGCGAGCACCUGUGGUAUCGAGAGAAACGCCGACAGCAGAAACUGCGCACUCUGAAGCUCAAACAGGAGAGCAGGAAAGCGCGUGUGAGGAGGAACUACCCUGCGGAGAGUCCUCUCUAAUCACCAGGGGGAGGGAGAGACUGUGUAUGGGGCCCAGUGGAUGGGGAGAUGCCAGAUCCUACAUAUGCAGAGAACAGGGAGACCUUAUUUCAAGCCUUUUUUUUUUUUUUGAGCAAAUAGAAACUGACAACAAAUAUUUGCUGAAAAGACACAUCAUAAUCUCCAGCCCAAAAAACUGCAUAGCAUAUCCUCAUCUUGAUCAUUAUGACAUGUAGUUAAGACACUAUGAAACAGAAAGAGAGUUUCAGGUGAGGUGUAAGUGGUUAAAGUAGCAUGUAACUUUGGUUGAUUUGCUAAAUUAUCCUGCAGGCUUGUUAGCUAGCUAGCGUCGGCAAAAACCACCUGUUGGGUAAAAAAAUGUACCAGCUGCAAGAAAAGACAUUGCAUGAUAGAAGGUUAAGAUUAGGCACAAAGAGGUGGAGACUGCCUUUUGUUUGUUUGUGGUAUUCACAGUUGUACUGACAAAUAAGAUGUUUAAUGCAUGUAUUUACGUCUUUUUUGUGAGAUGUCACACUCAUCUGCAUGGAUAAGAUCUAGGCUCCACCAUACCAAAUGGAUUUAAUCUAGGCCUCAGUGCAAACGCACACACAAGACGGACUUUUGCUUGAAUAUACAGUAUGUAUAGCUUAUUAAUUCUGCCAUGUAACUAAUAAUUAUUAUUCACAUCAGUGUAUAUUAUAGAACUCUAUUUUUGAUAGUUAUUCCUCUAUGUACUAGAUACUAGUAAUUUUGUCUUGUGUAAAACAAACACAAUUCUGACUUGCUUAUGUGAACUUGUGUGUUUCCCAUUAAAUGUAGGUUUUUAUUUAACUCCACAACUCUCUCAUAAGCUAUGAGAUCAACUGUGUAAUUAAAUUGUUAUUUGUGAGUAUGCCACAUUAUACGUACAAUUAUAUUAAUAAAACCUUUUUUAGUUUUUAACUUAU